GCAACCGAGGAGGAGUGGAAAAAGUAUAGUGAAGACGGGUACUUCUGGUCAUAUAGAGGAAAAUUCUCAGGAUCAGGAAAAGUCUUGUGGCACCCGACGCCUCUCGUUGGUGUCCCGACCCCUCGUUCUAUGAAACACAACCAGACCGGCUAUUCAGAGGAACGAACAUACGGGUGGCUUGCUAUGAGGCAACCUCCUUGGGUUCAUCGUAAACCCUCGUGGAUGCCCAAGAAACCUCAGAUCCUCAACGGCCGACUAUUGCCAAUGGAUGACCAGGUCAACAUUGACGUCACCGAGAAAGUGGUGAAAGGACAAGCAUUCAGUAUCUUAUGGGACGCACGGUGGCUUCUCGAAUUUUCUGAGG
Acaulospora colombiana is the source of this 364-nucleotide messenger RNA. NCBI's taxonomy places the organism in Eukaryota, Fungi, Glomeromycota, Glomeromycetes, Diversisporales, Acaulosporaceae. The record is from the annotation of a GenBank genome assembly.